CGGGGCCAAAGCGCGGCUGGCGUGGAGGGAAGCGGAAACACUCCAGUCCACUCCCCACUUGCCAGAGCGGCACCUGCGAACUAAGUGGUCUGCUGCGACGCAAGCCACCGUCUCUUUCCCGAGGGUUGGGUCCCCUUACUUCGGCGCUUACAGUUCGACUCUCCGCGGCGCAAAGCCCGCCCACUGCACACCCUGAACCCCCAUUUCCGCUCUCGCCUCCCACUGAACAAAAUGGCUGAGGAGUCGGAGGCAGUGCUGCAGCUCCCUCCCUCAGGAGCGGCUGACAGCGAAGGACCUGCGGACGUCUCCCCAGGAACAGCCACUCCGGAGCCCCCUUCUUCCGCUGCAGUCUCCCCUGGUACAGAGGAACCUGCCGGCGACACCAAGAAAAAAAUUGACAUCCUACUAAAGGCUGUAGGAGACACCCCUAUAAUGAAAACAAAGAAGUGGGCUGUAGAGCGAACCCGAACCAUCCAAGGACUUAUUGACUUCAUCAAAAAGUUCCUUAAACUUGUGGCUUCAGAACAGUUGUUUAUUUAUGUGAAUCAGUCCUUUGCCCCUUCCCCUGACCAGGAAGUUGGAACCCUCUAUGAGUGUUUUGGCAGUGAUGGUAAACUGGUCCUACACUACUGCAAAUCUCAGGCAUGGGGAUGAACUACAGAAAAGAUCUUCAUAACUAAAAUGAAUCUUCACAAAGGAAACAGCUCUGAAAAGUUGGACACUUUUGGCAAGAUACUUGUGAAUAUGAUCUACUGAGCAUGUUAUCUGCUAUGACCCAUGUUUAUGCAUGUUAUCCAUAGAGUAGAUAGACUCACAAUGCAAAUGUAAUUUGCAUUACAGAAAUCAUGAUAAAAGAUUGACAUGAGAGUAUACCCAGCACUACAACUAUUGCUCCAUAUAUGCCUCCGUGAUAAUUGAUAAGGAGACUAAGAUUGUAAAAGCCUCUUUGUCACCAGUUCUUAAAAUUGUUUACUUGUAGAAUUAACACUCUGCUGAUUGUUUUUCCACUGUAAAAGUCAGUUUUGUUUACUAAAGGAUUCUUUUUGUGCUUACUCUGGGAAGCUCAGUUUGUUCAAUGUAUGGGAUAUGCCUGUUCUCAUUUAUAUUUAUACCUAUACAGUAUUAUGAAACAAAAUCUUACUGUCCUGCUGAUUUUAUACCUUACAUGAUCCAGUAGAGGGCAGCCCAGCUGGCAGAAAGAAGCAGUUUGGUUUUACAUCUUUGCCAGAUGAUAAUGGAGGAAAAAAACUGUUCCUGCUCAUUUCUAGCAAACAUCUAGACAAGACAACGUAUAUAUUGACACACUGGAAGACUGUUUUAAAGAAUAUGCAUCAUUUAGAUUUAAUUAUUUUGUUCGGAAACAGGAAUUUUACAAAUUUUGGACAAAUUUCAGUCCAGUCAUUUGAUGAUUCUUGAAUCCCGAUGGUUAUAGCUGUAGUGAUAUUCUGUCUCUUAUUCUUAGUGUCAGAAGUGCUCAUGUGAAGGUGACAGCAUUCUUGAAUUUUUUUAUAAUGAAUUUUUUCAAUUUGAAAAUGCUCAGAAUAACUGGAAAAAACCUAGUUUUUAUGUGUAUUUCAUGGCAUAACUAAAAGUACCUUUUUUCUAAUGCUGUUAGACUGGUUAUUGCUUGAAGUAAGAUUUAACACUUUUCUCUAUUCUGUACUAAAUUUGUAAUGCAGUAUUUAAAAAGUAUUUCACUGAUGUGUGGAACCUGAAAAACUAAAAAAAUUAGCAAAAAAAACAGACUCAUAGAUACAGAAUAACUGAUAGUUGCCAGAGGGUGGGGUGGCAAGGGUAUGGCCAGAGAUGGUGAAGGGGAGUAAGAGGUACAAACUUAGAGAUAAGUCACGGGGGUGUAAAGUACAGCAUAGGGAAUGCAGUCAACAAUGUCACAAUAACUUUAUCUGGUGACACAUGGAUAGUGCACUUCUGUGAUCACUUUUGUAGGGUGUGAAAACUCACUAUGUGAUACACCUGAAACUAAUAUAAUAUUGUAUGUCAACUAUAAUUAAAAACAGCUGUACAUUCCAGAAUAAAAAUUAGACAUGAAGCCAAAAAAAAGUAUUUCAGUAAAUUGAAUGGAACAUCCAAACAGGUCUAAAGUAUGUGCAAGAAUCCUAAGUGUUUAUUUUCAAAGUCAAUGGGCAUGGUAUGGUUUUGUCAAAGAACUUUGAACUAUGCUUAUGUCCCUUAAAUCCUAGAAUGUACUUUAUGGUUAAUGAUCUGCCAUAUACUAGCAUUAAAGGAUACUAAGGAA
This is a messenger RNA of Phyllostomus hastatus (greater spear-nosed bat), 2257 nucleotides long. It is a transcript of the gene ATG12, whose product is annotated as autophagy related 12. Bases 232 to 654 code for a protein of 140 amino acids. The record is from RefSeq and is a predicted model, not a curated record. NCBI's taxonomy places the organism in Eukaryota, Metazoa, Chordata, Mammalia, Chiroptera, Phyllostomidae. Gene Ontology annotation, cellular component: cytoplasm; phagophore assembly site membrane; Atg12-Atg5-Atg16 complex. The transcript is spliced from 5 exons. Gene Ontology annotation, biological process: autophagosome assembly; nucleophagy; C-terminal protein lipidation.